This is a messenger RNA of Staurois parvus, 402 nucleotides long. NCBI's taxonomy places the organism in Eukaryota, Metazoa, Chordata, Amphibia, Anura, Ranidae. The record is from the annotation of a GenBank genome assembly.
AUGCACCUGUACACAGCAACAGAAUGGAACAGCUUCCACCUGCAGAUCAAUCAUGAUGGGCAAAUUGAUGGAUCCCCACAUCAAACCAUUUACAGUGCAUUAAUGAUUAAAUCAGAGUCUGCUGGUAAAGUUGUCAUCACUGGUGUCAAAAGUGGUCGCUACUUAUGUAUGGACAGAUUCGGAGAUGUUUUUGGAUCACACUACUUUAGCUAUGACGACUGCGUUUUCAAGCACGAAACUUUGGAGAAUCGCCAUGAUGUCUACCAUUCCCCAAAACACAAUUAUCUGCUGAGCCUCAAAAAGCCAAAACAGUUUUUUCCGCCCAGGAAUGGACUUGCCACCUUAUUCUCAGUUUUUAUCUAUGGAGAACAAGAUCCCUAUUACCCGAUUUAUCACUCCUGA